This is a messenger RNA of Caenorhabditis auriculariae, 662 nucleotides long. The record is from the annotation of a GenBank genome assembly. NCBI's taxonomy places the organism in Eukaryota, Metazoa, Nematoda, Chromadorea, Rhabditida, Rhabditidae.
AUGCCUCUAGAGCAAACAAGCCGAGCUGAGGUGCCUGACAACGUCGAAGCGCCCGAGAGCUCGUCGCUGUCCUCCGUGGCUCUGAGCAUGAACUGGAACGAGAAGCACGCCGCCUCCUUGCACUAUACGCUGCUCAUCGUUGUUUUCGGUGUCUGGAUGUGAGUGUUCCUCGCAAUUUCUGAAUAUCACCUGCACAAACAAUAGCAAAUGCAAAAGCAUUUGAGCGUGUUUGAGAUUCAUAUUGGAAAGAAAAGCCUUUUCGGUCAAUGCAGGUUAUUUCCAUUUAACGUGGAAACUAGCGAGAAGUUCUCACGCAAUUAGCGGAAUUCUUACGAAAACGCCACGUUGCUGCUAUUUUCCUCGAAAAGGAUUAAUCACUGAAACCUUAGAGUUUAUUUUCUUUUUGAACAAAGACAUUUCUAAUCUGUCUUUUGCAGGAUCAUAGGGAUCUUUGUCGCCCGCGAAGUCUUUCUCGUGUUAACGGAUAAAAAGAGGUGGCGCAUUUCUGUGUAUCUUUUUUUUUAUAGCGAAUUGGGAAUUUCAGAAACGCUGCAGCGGAAGAAGAGCACGACACCUUUUACCUCGGGAAAUUUGAGAGGGUCAACAGAAGGAAAACAAAGAAAGGCCUGACCCUACUGAGUUCGCCACGACUUCUCCUCUAA